UUUUAUAAACCAAAUUCAUUACUUAAAAACAUAACCAAAAAACAAAAUGCCAGAAACAGAGCUCCCUUUAAACGAAAAUGAUUCAGAAGACAUGGUUUUAUCCCAAGUUCUUGAUGAAGCCAAUACGUUGAACUCAAACCAACAACAACAAUUUCAGCAUCAUCUUAUUCAACACUCUCAACGGAUGAUGAUGUUGAUGAACCAAAACGUCGCGAAACGAAGUAAUACUAACAAGGUUGCUCCGCUUAGUGGUGGUGUAGCUAAGAGGCAUUAUAGAGGUGUGAGGCGGCGGCCUUGGGGGAAAUAUGCAGCGGAGAUUAGAGAUUCGACACGACAAGGUGCCCGGCUUUGGCUUGGGACAUUUUUAACUGCCGAGGAGGCGGCGUUGGCUUAUGAUCAGGCUGCGUUUAAGAUGAGGGGUGCUAAGGCGUUGCUCAAUUUUCCUGCACAUAUUGGAAAACAAACUGCAGGGGAAUUUCUUGGGUUGAAUAAUAAUAAUACUAACAAUACUAAGGUUAUUAGCUGUUCUAGUAGUUCUUCACAACAAGAGUUGAAAUAAUUUGUCUCUUAUUUUUAUGCAAUUUUUUUACAUUUUUAUUACGGAGUAGUAGAAAUACAUACAUAAUGUAUACAAUCAAACAUAUUGGAUUUCACUAGAUAUAAUAAAACAAUAUGUACAUAAAACAACAUUCGCCAAUCCGCCAAACUGAGCUUUGACAAAUACGGUUUGCUUUACCACAUGUAUCCCACCAUUGGAAAAAAAAAAAAACACGAUUUCACUAGAUAUAAUAAAAAAAACAUAGUUUCACUAGCUAUAGUAAUGAUUUAAUCUAUAUUUGACACUUGAUACAAUCAUGAAUGAAGAAG
Messenger RNA from Spinacia oleracea (spinach), 867 nucleotides. RefSeq names its product pathogenesis-related genes transcriptional activator PTI5-like. The record is from RefSeq and is a predicted model, not a curated record. Gene Ontology annotation, molecular function: DNA binding; DNA-binding transcription factor activity. NCBI's taxonomy places the organism in Eukaryota, Viridiplantae, Streptophyta, Magnoliopsida, Caryophyllales, Amaranthaceae. The coding region runs from base 47 to 559 and encodes 170 amino acids. Gene Ontology annotation, biological process: ethylene-activated signaling pathway; regulation of DNA-templated transcription. The transcript has a single exon.